AUGGAGGAGGAGAGCAAGUUCUGCAAGAACUGUAAACGAGAUGUGUCUGCUGCCAAUUUCUCUCUCCACGAGGCCCACUGCAUGCGGUUUCUCGCUAUCUGUCCAGAAUGCGAUGAACCUAUUGCUCUAAAGGAGAUGGAGGAGCAUCGGGAAGACGCACAUAAGCAGGUCAGAUGUAAACUGUGUCACCAAAGCAUGCAGAAAUACCUGCUGGAGAAUCAUGAGUCCAAUGAAUGUAAUGAGCGAUCAAUGAAAUGCAUAUUCUGCAAGCUGGAAAUGCCCUUCAAUAAGCUGCAGAGGCACCAGGAGGCCUGCGGUAGUCGCACGGAGCUCUGUUGGGAAUGUAACAAAUACAUCAUGUACAAGGACUUGGACAAGCACAAAGACGUUUGUCAGAAUGGCAAGAAGCUAUCAAGCAAUGGUGAGAUGCACUAUCAACCCAGUGAGGAGUCUGCUCGUCAAACCUCGAUUCUCCCACCCUCAGGUCUCAGUGACAAUCUUUGUCAGCAGUGCAAUAAGUACUUCCCAGAUGACCAGUACCUCCAACACCUGACUGAGUGCAGCCCACUCUCCAAACUCGCGGAUAUUCUCGCCAGCCAGUCAGUUACAAAAUCCCGCCCGCUCCCACCUUCCUCUCUGGUGACGUCUACCCCCCGUGAGAAUGCAGCCGUGGCGUGGAAGGACGUUCGCCCGAAGCGGAAGGAAAAGGACUUAUCUUCUGCCUCCAGGCCCUCACUCAAGCCACUGAAGAACAAAAAGUCAGCAGGGCGCCCUGCUUUCACUGCCACAGUGGAUCCCGUACUGCCUAAGGCUCUUGAAGACCCAAUGACUUACGAUGUGUUGGUGACCUGUUCCCAGUGCAAUAUCCUCCUCCCAGGUCCGACUCUAAGGAAGCACGAGAAAAAAUGUCUGCGUCUAGCUUCUUUGCAAAAUCUCAGGAGGAAACCAAAAUGGAGUCCUGGAAAACAAGGUACUACAAUAUUUCUAAGAAAUACAGUAGAACUCAGUUAG
Messenger RNA from Terrapene triunguis (Three-toed box turtle), 1011 nucleotides. It is a transcript of the gene XAF1, whose product is annotated as XIAP associated factor 1. The transcript is spliced from 7 exons. Bases 1 to 1011 code for a protein of 336 amino acids. Gene Ontology annotation, molecular function: zinc ion binding. Gene Ontology annotation, biological process: apoptotic process. The record is from RefSeq and is a predicted model, not a curated record. NCBI's taxonomy places the organism in Eukaryota, Metazoa, Chordata, Testudines, Emydidae.